This is a messenger RNA of Histoplasma mississippiense, 1401 nucleotides long. RefSeq lists its product with no specific name. The transcript is spliced from 13 exons. Lineage: Eukaryota; Fungi; Ascomycota; Eurotiomycetes; Onygenales; Ajellomycetaceae. Bases 1 to 1401 code for a protein of 466 amino acids. Gene Ontology annotation, molecular function: methyltransferase activity. The record is from RefSeq and is a predicted model, not a curated record.
AUGACUACUCUCAAUGCACCACUCCAUAAUGGUCUUAGGACCGGGAGCCUCAUACCGGCUCACAAGAACCUCGAAAAUACUGCAGAUUGCGAAGCUCAUACUCUUGUUCCCAUAGCUGAGGCCAAAAACCACGCUCGUGGUGGCGGUUACUAUUGGCAUGAUGGAUAUAAUGUAGAUCGUCAGUACUCCGUACAAAGCUGUGGAAUUGAGAUGGAUUUCCUGUUAGCGCAACAGCUUACCCUGAGCUGCUGCGUAUGGCGAGCCUUGAUGCCUAAAGUUUGGCUGAAGCCAAUGAAUCACAUUGUCACACCAGUUAUUCCUUGGAAACUCGGUACCCAAUCGCAGGCGGAAAAUCCAGAGCCGGAUCUGCAGCAGCAACAUGGGAGCCCACCGGUUAUGUUGAUUUUAGGUUCGAGUGUUUGGCAUCAUGAUAUUCACAAUGCAAUUUUCACGGCGGUACUUCAGAAUGGCCGGCGAUAUCACGGAUUGAAAGAUGGAUCAUACUUUUUGCUGCAUUUCAUAUACCGUUGUGUUUUGAGCCGACGUCUGUACUGCGCCCCAAUAGAUCCGAACCCUAGACGAGUGCUCGAUUUAGGAACUGGAACAGGCAAUUGGGCGAUUGAAUUUGCUGACCAGCACCAAAAAUCGCAAGUUCUCGGGACGGACCUAAGCCCGAUCCAACGCAUCUCCAUACCUCUAAACUGUACCUUUGAAAUCGAUGACUUCGAAGCCGAGUGGCCCUAUAUAGUGGCUGCCACAGACGACACACAUGCCCCCAAACCCCCCUCUCCCCGGGCUGACAAUCGCAUCGAUGACAUCCACAAUAAUGACAACUUGACUACCUCCGUACCCACCCAGGCUACUAGCCCCAUCCUGUUUGACUUCAUCCACACGCGCGAAAUCACUGGCUCGGUCCACAACUACUCCAAACUCUUCGAACGGGCCUACCGCCACGUAGCCCCCGGCGGCUACCUGGAGAUGCAAAGCAUGGAAGCGAAUUUCUUCUCAGACGACGGGACCCACGAGCGUGCGGUGACGGCAAUGCAGUGGCAGCGGCUGCUCGUGGAGGCGAGCCGGCGGUUUGGCAAGGAGUUGGGCGUUGAAGGGGGUUGGAAGGAGGGAAUGGAGCAGGCUGGGUUUGUUGAUGUUGAGGAGGUGGUGUUUAAGGUUCCCCUGUCCCCCUGGCCUAAGGACGCGCGCAUGAAAGACCUAGGCCGCUAUCAGGCAACCCAUGUGCAGGAGAUGCUGCAGUCGUAUUCGCUUGCGCUCUUUACACGAGUACUGGAAUGGAGUAAAGAGGAGCUCGAUGUUCUGCUACGGGCAGUGGGGAACGAUUUGAAAGAUAUGAGGUCCCAUCUGUAUACAAAGGUGAGGGUCGUGUACGGGCGGAAGCGGGAGUGA